GAAGAAGGAGUAAAUCACCCAGCAAUGCACGAGUGUUUUGUGUUGCUGUGCAAACUCUUGGCAAAGUUUGCUACAAGUAUGAUGUGAGAGGGAGUUGAAGACUCAGUCCCACCAGCCUUACUCCUCCUCUGCCACCACACAUCUGCUCCUGAGGAGAUGGGACACUGAUCAGGAGGAGAGCUCUUCAUGCCUCAGUCUGUAUGGCUGACUACACCAGAGCACUGUGAGGAGAGACGCCAAAAGGGGGAAAAAAAAAAAAACUUCAUCUGGAGAAUAUUCAUGUUUACCAUCUCCCAGGCUGAUUGUUCCCCUAAAUUUGGAGUGAUGUCCCAGUGCUGGUGCAGGCGGGUCCUGCUUUGUGUAGAACUGGGUAUACUGGUGGCAGUCCUGGCGGCCGGCAGUGCGGCUCAGUUACUUGAGAGGAGGCAAGCUGGGUCAUCGUGCUACGGAGGAUUUGACCUCUACUUUGUUUUGGACAAGUCUGGCAGUGUGCAGCAUUACUGGAAUGAGAUCUAUUACUUUGUUGAUCAUCUGACUCACAAGUUUAUCAGUCCUCAGCUGCGGAUGUCUUUUAUUGUAUUUUCAACAGAAGGAAGGACUCUCAUGGCUCUAACAGAAGACAGAGAUCAGAUUCGGGCCGGACUGGAGGAGCUAAGUAUGGUGCAGCCAGGUGGAGACACCUUCAUGCACAAAGGAUUUCAAAGGGCCAGCGAGCAAAUAUACUACGGGACGGGCGAUGGUUACCGGACAGCGAGCGUCAUCAUUGCCCUGACGGACGGCGAACUGAGAGAAAAUCAGUUUGACCUGGCUCAAAGAGAGGCCGGCAGAGCGCGCCAGCUGGGUGCCACUGUUUACUGUGUGGGAGUAAAAGACUUCAAUGAAACUCAGCUUUCAACGAUAGCUGACAGCAAGGAUCAUGUCUUCCCUGUGAAUGAUGGAUUUCAAGCGCUGCAAGGGGUCAUUGACUCGAUCCUGAAGAGAUCAUGCAUUGAAAUUCUGGCUGUAGAGCCCUCCAGCAUCUGUGAAGGAGAAUCCUUCCAGGUGGUAGUGAAGGGAAAUGGUUUCCUUCAUGCCCGAGACGUGCAGAAAGUCCUCUGCAGCUUUCGCAUCAAUGACACCGUUACUUUGAUGAAAAGACCUUUGGUGGUGAGAGAUACGUACCUUUUGUGCCCGGCUCCUGUUCUGGAAAAAGAGGGAACGUCUGCCACGCUCCACGUCAGCAUGAAUAAUGGCCUGAGUUUCAUAUCUAGCUCUGUCACAAUUACUGCAGUUGCUUGCUCUGACGGGACCUUUGUGGCCAUCGCUCUUCUCAUCCUGCUGCUCCUGCUGACCGUCGCUCUGCUGUGGUGGUUUUGGCCUCUCUGCUGCACUGUGGUCAUUCACGAGCCACCUCCACCAGUAAUAGAGGAUAGUUCUGAUGAUGAGGAUGGUUUUCCGAAGAAGAGGUGGCCCACAGUAGAUGCAUCGUACUACGGAGGCCGUGGGGUUGGGGGCAUCAAGAGAAUGGAGGUUCGUUGGGGAGAUAAAGGAUCAACUGAAGAAGGAGCCAAACUGGAAAAGGCUAAAAACGCUCGUGUUGUGUUGCCCGCACAGGAGUUCGAUCCUCCUCCACCGCGGCCUUACUAUAACACACACAAAUCUCCCCAAACCCAGAAGUGGUACUCUCCCAUCAAGGGCAAACUGGAUGCUCUGUGUGUAUUUCUGAGAAAAGGCUACGACAGAGUGUCUGUAAUGCGACCUUAUCCUGGAGACAAGGGCAGGUGCAUCAACUUCACCCGGAGUAAAUCCUACCCUGCUCCUCGCUAUCCCAUCUACAACCAUCCCGCCACUCCGGUCUACACUUUGCCCCACAGUUACCAGCGUCGUCUGUCAGAGGGCAAUGAGCUCUCCCAUUUGCCCCCCUCUCCAACUUCAACCCUUCCUCCCCUGCCGUCCACUCCUCCACCAUCCUCCACCAGCUCCCCCAUGUACACACCACCUCCAAACAGAGCCCUGCCCUCAACCAACAUCAGCUCUCUCUCUGCACCUCCGUCUCCUUCUGGCUCGCUGCCUCCUCCGCCUCAGGGCCCGCCUCCGUGUAGAGCGCCACCUCCAUCGCGGCCCCCUCCUCGACCCAGUCAUGACAACUACUGAUAGUUGAGGACCAAAACAUUGGAGGAUCCCAGAAAAGACCUUUUCAGUGUGUCUUUGUUUAAUCCAAUCCAAACAGAAAACAGUGACGGCUGCACCUGGUGAUUCAUCACCUGGUCAUGGCCCACACCUGCCAUGACGCCGUGACAUGAACUGUGACUUUUUUUUAAGUUUAGAAAGUGAAAUUUUUGUGUAAAGGAGCACAGCUUUGGCUAAUGGAGUUAAGCGUUCAUUUAGUUUUUAAGAAGUUUUGCUCUUCAAAGAUCAAAUCAGUUAAUUUGGUCAAACGCUGCAAAUUAGCAGAAAAAAUUUUAACUUUUGUCUUUAACCUAUCGCUACUUUGAACAGCAGAAACCCCAGUGGGUCAUCACAGGCCUCAUGUGUUUUAUACAUGAAAGUUGGUCCAGGAGGCAGCAUCUCGGAAAAUUUACAUUUUGUGAAUGAAUGUUCUUUAAAUCACAGAAACACUUACGCACACACAUUGUAUUUAAUGGAAGUUGAACAUUUUUUAUGCUAUGAGUAUUUUUGAGGUUUUCGGUUCAUUUUUUUUUUUCAAAAAGUGAACAGAGCCAGACAAGCUGUUUUGCUUCAAGUGUUUAUGCUAAGCUAAGCUAACUGCACCCUAGCAGCACAUUCAUCACACAGGUACGAGAGUGGAUUUGAUAUUCUCACCUAGCUUUCGGCAAGAAAACAAAGACGCAUAUUUACCACCGUUCAGAUUUAUCCUUUGCUGACACAAACAUCGGUUGCUGCACAGAAACUGGUCCACUAAAUGCCAUGAGUAUUAAUAUUCUCAUCUCUUCAAUAUUGAAAUGAUUUUUUUUUAACAGACCGGCGAUGUUCAAGUUUUCAGACACAGAGUUUGGCCGUGCUCGAGGCCGUUUAAGUUCUGUGACAAAUGUGACCUCUGGAAAGUCACUGUGCGACUGAUGCAGCUGGCAGAACAGCAGACUGAGAUUUGUUCAUACCAAUAUGAUGUGCAAUAAAUCACUUUAAAGAUAUCUUUCCUUUCCUUCUUUUGCCGGUGUUGUGUUUCAUCAGUGUCACAGCUUUUAUCUGAGGGUAGCUUUAACCUCAAAGGCCGUAGACACCCAUGCACGUAUGCACCUCUGCAAGCAUUUCAGCUCAUUCUGAAUGAAUAAAUGUUAAAAGUAAUCACUUUUGUUGUUUUAAAAAUAUUGAUCUUCAG
Molecule: messenger RNA, 3319 nt
Organism: Archocentrus centrarchus (flier cichlid)
Lineage: Eukaryota; Metazoa; Chordata; Actinopteri; Cichliformes; Cichlidae
Gene: antxr1b
Product: ANTXR cell adhesion molecule 1b
Exons: 18
Coding region: 187-2133 (648 amino acids)
Cellular component (GO): cell surface; plasma membrane
Molecular function (GO): transmembrane signaling receptor activity
Source: RefSeq, a predicted model, not a curated record